AUGGCACAGACAACCGUCUUCCAUAACGGGAGAAUUUUCAGUCCAAGCCAAGCACGGAACGACAAUGAGUUUCUGAGAAGCUUUGUGGUCUCGGGAGGAACGAUUACGCAUGUCGGAUAUGAGAGUGACAAUGCCAUCCAGACAGCAAAGGGAGAAGGCGCGGAGGUAAUUGACCUGCAUAAUCGGGUGGUGGUGCCUGGGUUCAUCGAUGGGCACACACAUUUUCUUCUCUUCGGACUAGCUCUCCAAAAGCUCGAUUUAAGUGAUUGCAAAACCUUUGCGGCCAUUGAAAGUGCCCUCGUCAACUACGUCAAAGCAAAUCCGGAGCUGCCACGAGUUCUUUGCCGAGGCUGGCAUCAGCCUUCAACCAACGGCAUGGCACUGGCGGGUAUGAUCGAUCACAUUGAUACUCGUCCUAUAUUUAUCGAAGCUCUAGAUCUCCAUUCCACGUGGUGCAAUACGGCCGCGUUGAAUGAACUGGGAGUUGGUUCGAUGACUGAUCCAGCAGGUGGUACAAUUCAUCGGGAUAAAGGUGGACGGCCCUCAGGUCUCUUGGAUGAAGCUGCGCAGACAGGAAUUGUCUGGCCGCAUCUGAUGAGUGUCUGUACGGUGGAGGAUCGACUGGUAGCUUUGGAUAAUGCUUUGACCACCUACCUUCAAUCGGGCUAUACGGGAAUAGUCGAUAUGGCCAUGGAUAACGAUUCAUGGGAGGCCUUGAAGUUGCUGAGAGCAAAGCAGAGUGUUCCGAUCCAUGUGGCGGCGCAUUGGUACAUCCCAUUCACCGAGGAGGAAUCGGAUCUAUCCAAGCACAUAGAAGAAGCCAUUGCGAAGCAUCAAGAGUUCCAUCCAUCGGUCUCACCAGAUUUCUGCGUGAUUGGAAUUAAAUUGAUUUCAGAUGGUGUCGUCGACGGCUGUACAGCAGCUCUGAGCCAUGCAUACAGUCAAGAUGAGGGUGAUGUGGCUGUGAAUCCGAUCUGGCCUGCGGAGGCUAUGAACACAGUGGUGAAAAGGGCUGCCGAUGCGGGUCUUCAAGUAGCAAUCCAUGCGGUCGGUGAUGUUGCCAUCACACAAGCUAUCAAUAGCAUUGCUGCCGCCAACAGCCCGCAUGGUCGACAUCGGAUUGAGCACCUCGAGCUAACCUCGGUGGAGGAUGCAAAGCGAUUGGGCCAACUUGGAAUCACCGCGUCCAUCCAGCCUGUUCACUCCGAUCCAGCUCUUACUAAAGCGUAUCCCCGGAUUUUGAAGCCUCAUCUAUGGGAACGAGCAUUCCCAUAUCGAGAGUUUGUCGAUGGGAACACCUGCGUUGCCAUUGGGACUGACUCCCCGACAGCAAGGCAUCUGCCCUUGCCCAACUUGUACAAUGCCACGGUCCGGAGAUCGGCCCUCGAGCCAGAAUCUAACCAGAUCAUCAACCCUCACAAUGGGCUUACUCUGCUCCAGGCACUUACUGCAGCGACCUCAGGGGCAGCUUAUUCACGUUUUGCUGAGGGUUGGGUAGGGAGUAUUGCUCCAAACCAUCGGGCGGACUUUGUUGUGCUAGAUACUGAAUGGACCCCAGAGACAUUGCUGGAAGCGACAAUCCAUCAGAGCUGGGCUAACGGAAAGAAAGUAUUUCAGAGUUGA
Messenger RNA from Penicillium concentricum, 1623 nucleotides. Its product is annotated as amidohydrolase. Lineage: Eukaryota; Fungi; Ascomycota; Eurotiomycetes; Eurotiales; Aspergillaceae. The transcript has a single exon. Gene Ontology annotation, molecular function: hydrolase activity, acting on carbon-nitrogen (but not peptide) bonds. The record is from RefSeq and is a predicted model, not a curated record. The coding region runs from base 1 to 1623 and encodes 540 amino acids.